Molecule: messenger RNA, 972 nt
Organism: Carcharodon carcharias (great white shark)
Lineage: Eukaryota; Metazoa; Chordata; Chondrichthyes; Lamniformes; Lamnidae
Product: germ cell-specific gene 1-like protein
Exons: 6
Coding region: 1-972 (323 amino acids)
Cellular component (GO): plasma membrane
Source: RefSeq, a predicted model, not a curated record
AUGAACAGGGGAGGGCAGGGUGUGGCUUUUGUGGAGCAGAAGACCCAGAUUGGAGCAGAUGGGCUGAAUGGGAGGGGGAAGGGAGUCAGGAUGAAGUUGAGCCAGUCGUCACGGCACUCGCUGUCCGCAGUCCUGAACUCGGCCGGACUCCUGGCCUCCGUCUGCGCCUUCGGCACCAGCUACUGGUGCGUGGGCACCCACAAGGUGGUAAAGCCGCUCUGCCUCUCUGCCACCCGUCUGGCCAACUGCGCGGCGGCCAACAGCACCCUGCCCCCCAACACCACCCUCCGCCAGCUGGUGCAGUACGUCUGGGAGACCGGGGACGACCGCUUUGCCUUCCGGAGCUUCCACACGGGAUUCUGGCAUUCCUGCGAGGAGCACGACAAGGGAGUGAAAUGUCGGAGCUUCAUUAACCUGACUCCAGAAUCUGAACUCGGCGUGCUGUGGUUCGCCAUCGCCGCGGAGACCCUGUUCAUCGCCCUGCUGAGCCUUGGCUUCCUCCUCAUGUGCCUGGAGCUCCUCUACUCGGGGACCGCGGUGGAUAGGCUGAAGAUCAACUCCUUCGCCGCCGUCUUCACCAUCCUGUCCGGACUCCUUGGCAUGGUGGGACACAUGAUGUACACGACGGUGUUCCAUGUUACAGUCAACUUGGGACCAAAGGAUUGGAAACCACAGUCCUGGGACUAUGGGUGGUCGUUCCACUUGGCCUGGUUCGCCUUCAGCUGCUGCAUGGUCUCCGCUGUCACCAGCCUCAACUCCUACAGCAAGACAGCCGCCCGGGUGAGGGGCUCCAAGCGUGGCCAGGGGGGCCAGAGGCCAGGACCCCACCUCCUGCUCGACCCCGACCAGGCCCCCUUCCUCUGGGAGCGCUCCGUCUUCUCGCUGGAGGGGGGCUCGGAGGGGGAGAGGGGGAGGGGGAGUGGGAACGCCGACCCCGCCGACCCGCUGGAGGAGGGGGAGGAGGCUUGUUAA